UUUGAUAUUUUAUUGUGUUGAAUAUUCAUGUAUCCAUGAGCAUGACCAUAUUUUCUUCUUUUGAUUCCAUAUAUAUACAAACGUACGAUUAUUUGUGUUCGGAAUAAGCCCUAGAGGUUUUCGACAGUUUAUAAAUAUCUCAUGAUAAGUAUCAAGAAGAGUGUAGAGUAAUGCUGUAUAAAUCUUGGCUCCAAGAGUGACCAGCUCAGACGAUGGAUGCAAGAGCUCUUCUCAAUUAUCAAUUUUGUACACUUACAGACCCUUCAUUUUACAAGGUUAGGGCUUUUUCAAGAACUGGGUUUUUGUUUGAAUGUGUUUUCAUCAUCUUCGUAUGGUUUAAAUAGUUAUUGUUAUCAGUUUCGUAAUGACGUUUUGAUGUUGAUCUUAAAUGUUAUCAGUUUGUCAUUAUCAGUGCGUUGUGUUAAAAUAUAUGUAGGUUGUUGUUGUUGUUGUUGUAUGUUAUGGGUCGAUUCAAACCCUUCCUUUUAGUUGUUGUGUGUUAUUUUCACAGUUCGAAUAUGUUUACUGUUAUUUUAAUCAAGAACUGAGUGACUCAUUUGCAGAUUGCCUGAAACCCGUCUAAUUUGUUGUGAGGAAAGUCUUUUGUGGGAUUACUGAUUUCAAGAGGAGGAGAACAGUAUGACCAAUUCAUUUUCAAAUCUUCAUGAUUUGUCUUCUGGGAAUUUUGCUGCUCUUAGGAAAAAUAAGAGAAAAAGGCUUUCAUCGUCAGAGAAUGAUGAAGAUAAUGACGAUGAUGAUCAAGCAUCAUCUGAUAGAGUAAUUAUUGUUGCAAAUCAUCUUCCUUUAAAAGCUAAGAGAAGGGAGGAUAACGAAGGGUGGUGUUUCAGUUUGAAUGAGGAUUCUUUGCUUUUGCAUUUAAAGGAUGGGUUUCCUAAAGGUACGCGGGUUCUUUAUGUUGGGUCUCUAAAUGUUGAUGUUGAUCUUUCGGAGGAGGACGAUGUGUCAAGGACUCUUUUGCAGAAUUUUAAUUGUGUUCCUACUUUUUUGGAACCUGAUCUUUCGGAAAGAUUCUAUGAUGGAUUUUGCAAGAAGAAGUUGUGGCCACUUUUUCACUACAUGUUGCCCCUUUCAGUGUAUGAAGGAGCUCCGUUUGAGAAGCCUUUGUGGGAAUCUUAUAUUGCAGCAAAUAAGGUGUUUUUUAAUAAAGUGGUUGAGAUUCUAAACCCAAUAAAUGAUUAUGUUUGGAUUCAUGACUACCAUUUGAUGGUGCUACCGUACUUGUUGAGGAGGCGAUAUAUUGAAUUGAGGAUGGGAUUUUUCCUGCACAGCCCAUUUCCCUCAUCUGAGAUCUACAGAACUCUCCCUGUUAGAGAGAACAUACUCAAAGCUUUGCUCAACUCAGAUAUUAUAGGAUUCCACACUUAUGAUUAUGCUCGACAUUUUCUCUCUUGUUGCAGCCGAUUGUUGGGUUUGAAUUAUCAAUUAAAGAGGGGAUACUUAGAAUUGGAGUAUCAUGGAAGGAUUAUUGGUAUUAGGAUUAUGCCAGUUGGGAUUCAUAUGGGUCGGAUUGAGUCCUUGCUGGCAAUGGCAGAUAAGGAUUGUAGUUUGAGAGAGCUUAAACAGCAAUUUGAAGGGAAACUGGUGUUGAUUGGUGUGGAUGAUAUUGACAUUUUCAAAGGUAUAAAUUUCAAGCUUCUUGCAAUGGAACAGAUGCUCAGGGAACAUUCGAAGUACCGUGGAAAGGCUGUGCUUAUCCAAAUUCUAAACCCUGCCAGAGGUAAAGGACUAAAUGUGGAGAAAAUAUUGAAAGAAACAAAAGAGAAAUGCCGGAGGAUCAAUGAAGAAUUUGGGCAACCAGGCUAUGAUCCAAUAGUAUUAAUAGACACAGAAAUCUCUGCAAGUAAAAGAGUUGCUUAUUGCAGCAUUGCUGAUUGCCUUGUCGUGACAGCAAUAAGGGAUGGAAUGAACCUCAUUCCUUAUGAAUAUGUUGUAUGUAGACAAGGCUUACCAGAUUCUUCAUCAAGUCCAAAGAAGAGCAUGAUAGUGAUGUCAGAAUUUAUUGGUUGUUCACUAUCACUCUCUGGGGCAAUUCGCACAAACCCAUGGUGUGUUCAGGCAACUUCUGAUGCAAUGCUUCAAGCUAUUUCUAUGAGUGACUCAGAGAAAGAGUUGAGGCAUGGGAAACAUUAUCGAUAUGUUAGUACCCAUGAUGUGGCUUAUUGGUCUCGUAGUUUCUUGCAAGACAUGUUCAAAACUUGUGCUGACCACUAUAAGAAAACAUAUUGGGGUAUUGGUUUUGGGUUUGAUUUUCGAGUUAUGUCAGUUGAUGCUACUUUCAGAAAACUAGCAGUUGAAGAUAUUCUGUCAGCUUAUAACAAUGCAGAAAAUCGGGUUAUUCUGCUGGACUAUGAUGGUACUAUAAUGCCCCAAAACUCCAUCAACAACCCCCCAAGUGAGGAUGUUAUCUCAACUCUGAAAAGACUUUGUGCUGACCAAAAGAAUACAGUUUUCAUUGUUAGUGGCAGAGGGAAGAAACACUUAAACGAGUGGUUUUCUUCAUGCCAGAACCUUGGAAUUGCAGCAGAACAUGGAUACUUUAUCAGGUGGCCUCAAAAUGACGAGUGGGACAUUAGUUACCAAAACUUUGAAUUUGGUUGGAUGGAUCUGGUUGAACCUGUUUUGAGAUUGUAUACUGAUGCUACUGAUGGUUCUUCAAUUGAAGUUAAGGAAAGUUCUCUCGUUUGGCAAUAUCAAGAUGCAGACCCAACGUUUGGAUCUUUCCAGGCAAAGGAGAUGUUAAGUCACCUCGAGAGUGUUUUAACAAAUGAACCUGUUGCUGUAAAUAGUGGAAAGUACAUUGUAGAGAUUAAACCUCAGGGAGCUAGUAAGGGGAUUACUGCAGAAAGGAUAUUCUCAUCAAUGGCUGAAAAAGGGAGGCGAGCUGACUUUGUGUUGUGUAUUGGUGAUGAUAGAUCCGAUGAAGACAUGUUUGAAAUAUUUGGUAGUGAAAAGCUAGGCAAUAUUCUUUCCCCUAAAGCUUUAGUUUUUCCUUGCACGGUUGGACAAAAGCCAAGCAGUGCAAAAUACUAUAUGGAUACAAUAACUGAUGUAACAUAUAUGCUUCAGACCCUUGCUCAAUCCUCUACUGAUUCUUCAUUCCCGGAAGAAGAUCCAAUGAACACCAUGUAAAGUAGGGCUCAUUAUGAAGAAUGCACUAGAGCAUCUUAAACGUAAUAUAGAGUGCUGAGUAGAGCUGUAGAAAGUAUAGUCAUAACUUUCCUUGUAAGAAUAGGCAGUGUAGUGUGCUUGUACUGGAGUUGAGUCCCCAGAUAUUGUUACGAGAGGUCGCAUUACCAAACAGUAAAAAGUUGCACACACCAACAUUGAUUUUCCAGUAAGUUUAACACAGGGUGAUAUCAUAAUCUCAGUGGAGAUAUUUUUGACAUACUAGUGGUUUUCAUAAUAUAAUUUUUCAUUAUGCAAUAUAUGGAGGUGUAGCAUCAUAUUUCUGCAAGACAAUGCUCCAAGGAAAAUAAAAUAAUCAAUAUGUUUCUUCA
Messenger RNA from Cannabis sativa, 3518 nucleotides. RefSeq names its product probable alpha,alpha-trehalose-phosphate synthase [UDP-forming] 7. The transcript is spliced from 3 exons. Gene Ontology annotation, molecular function: catalytic activity. Gene Ontology annotation, biological process: trehalose biosynthetic process. The coding region runs from base 640 to 3150 and encodes 836 amino acids. Lineage: Eukaryota; Viridiplantae; Streptophyta; Magnoliopsida; Rosales; Cannabaceae. The record is from RefSeq and is a predicted model, not a curated record. Gene Ontology annotation, cellular component: cytosol.